AUGACAUCAAUGUAUUUUUCAGGGAAGAAUAGCAAUGAUAUCUUCUUUGAUGACCCUGAUAAUCAAUGCAUCCAGAUAUAUCCAUCCUUAUUUAUUGAACUUGUGUCUGAUGGCGAACAAAACACAAGGGUCUUUUUAGACACCCCACUUUUGAAAAUCAGGGAUUUGAACCAGCCUGAAGCAUUGCCUGUCCCAAAACAUAUAAUUGAUAAGUAUUCAGUAUCGGUUUCAAUUGGUAGUACUCCCGAUUUACCAGUCCUUUAUUAUAUCACUAAUGCGAUGGUAAAAGCUGAAUUUCGAGAAAUCAGUAGUGAUGAAUUCAAGAGAAGCUUCCUUGAACCAUUUGAAAUGACUAUUAGGGGGACGAAUUUCAUUCAGAGGCAGUUGCUAAAUGCUUAUGAAUACCCGAGAGCACCAUCAAAUAAUGAAGAAUGUAUCCAAAAAUACUUUAAUGGGCGAAUAUUGACGCCAAUAGAAAACGUUUACAAGUACACAUACGGUCAACAUCAUGUAUUUGGAGGACCUCUGAUUAUAAAGCCAUCUUUUACUGAUGUAAAUAAUUUACAUUUCAAGCCUGAUAUAAUUCAUUUCCUGACGAAUAAACUGGCUUCGUUGCAUGAAUUUCCUAAUAUUUAUUUUGGGUUGGGUGAUUACAAAAUAGAAAGCUAUUAUUUAUCGCAAGGAUUUGAAGAAUUGAAAGGAGCGAUUAGUCUCUUCAAGAAGAGAUUAUCAAGUACUAGGUUAUUGAGGAAGGCACCUCUUGUUUUUGAAAAUGAAGCAGAGUGGUCUCCGGGGGUGGUGUUUGCAUUAGUACUACGGAAAUAUUU
Molecule: messenger RNA, 827 nt
Organism: Debaryomyces fabryi
Lineage: Eukaryota; Fungi; Ascomycota; Pichiomycetes; Serinales; Debaryomycetaceae
Exons: 1
Source: RefSeq, a predicted model, not a curated record